UUAUUACUAAACAACUAUUGAUAAACACACGAGAUCAGUUCGUCAUUCAGCAUUAUUCGUGGAGAAUGAAAUGACUUCAGAAAAGAGUUGUGAUUUAGAACUGCUUUAUUCUCCCAGUAAAUGGUGUAAAAGAUACAACACAUCGGAAGAAUGUAUACAAGAUCAUGUUAAAAUAAUAUCAGAAGAAAGUCAGGUAGUACGUUCCAGCGUACCUGGGAACUUGGAGGUAUCCUAUGGAACAUUACCAAAGGAAAAAUACGACUUGUUUGGGAUAGAUUUGCCGAAUAAUUCCCCAAUAAUCUUCUACAUACACGGAGGAUACUGGCAAGAGGAGUGCAUAAACAGAAAAAACUCAUCUUUCCUAGCAAAAACUUUCCAUAAGCAUGGUAUCAAAUCGUUCAUCAUCGGCUACGAGCUCUGUCCUGACGUUGGUCUAGACGAAAUCGUAUACCAAACACAAAAGGCGUUGAGAAUUUGUUUGGACUAUGCGAAAAGAAAAGGCUCAAGGGGUAUAUGCCUUAUGGGACACUCAGCCGGUGCUCACUUAGUAGCUCACCUCUUCACCAAGUUCGUCAAUACUUUACCACCCGAAGAUGUCAAUCUACUCAGAUCUGCUUACCUCAUAGGUGGCAUAUACGACCUUGAACCAUUAGUAUCUACCUCUUACAACAUUCCAAUGAAACUGACCAACGAGACAGCCAAACGCUACAGUCCGAUCCACCACAGGAUGUCAGACUGCGACACCAAAUUCUUCAUAGUCGUUGGCAAAAAUGACAGCCCAGCCUUCGUGGCACAAUCGGAAAUGGUCAACCGAAGGUUUGAAUCCCAAAAUAUGGCAACGAGACUACUGGUUAUGGGUGAUAUAGACCAUUUUGAUAUCAUAGAAAGAUUAUCUGAUGAGCAAUUCAAACUGACUAGGAUGAUUCUGAAGACCCUGACUGAAAUAUAUUGAUUUUUCUUUGCCUUUACCUACAAUUUUUUGUGUUGUGUGUUUCGAAUAGAAAAUCAUAUAUACAAUCG
This is a messenger RNA of Coccinella septempunctata (seven-spotted ladybird), 1020 nucleotides long. RefSeq names its product kynurenine formamidase. The record is from RefSeq and is a predicted model, not a curated record. Gene Ontology annotation, molecular function: hydrolase activity. The coding region runs from base 71 to 952 and encodes 293 amino acids. The transcript has 4 exons. Lineage: Eukaryota; Metazoa; Arthropoda; Insecta; Coleoptera; Coccinellidae.